Messenger RNA from Penicillium cinerascens, 615 nucleotides. RefSeq lists its product as uncharacterized. The record is from RefSeq and is a predicted model, not a curated record. The transcript has a single exon. The coding region runs from base 1 to 615 and encodes 204 amino acids. NCBI's taxonomy places the organism in Eukaryota, Fungi, Ascomycota, Eurotiomycetes, Eurotiales, Aspergillaceae.
AUGAUUGCCCGACGCCAACAACUUAAACGAAACGCUCACGCAGCAACAUUUCCAGCACAGAAACCCGAGAAACGAGAUGGAACAUCCAAUGAAUCCAACGUCCAAGAUCCAGCGACCACGCAAGAACCUGACCUCCACGCCACCCGAACGACCAAGAGAGAUACUCCAUGUUGCAGCGACACGGAACUGAUUGUCAGCCAGUUAGCGGGGCUGGCUGCUACUAUCAGUCGAUCGUCCCCCGGAAAUACGGCACAUAGCAAGAGAUCUUCGUUUUCUUCUUCCGUCGUGCGCACGGUCAACAUGCAAUCCGGUAGCAAUAGCAACAACAAGGAAGAACCCCAAGAGGAGAACUUCCACUAUCUGCGAAGUCUGAUCACCGUUUCCUGUCCUUCACAACACUCCUCCAGGCCGAGCUUGGAUAUCUCAAAUGAAGAGAAAAGGAGCCAACCGACAAGCCGCAAGCGGGCCUCUUCAAGGCUAAGCCUGCGUCUGGGGGAUCUACCGCGGGUUCCCGUCGUGCCGAAAGUUUCACGAAAGCCCUGCCCUCGCUAUACCUGCUUACCACCCGCGUGGACGCCCAAAGCAAUCACCGUCCGACCGGAAGUCCGCUUCUGA